AUUUGGCAUCUUAGUUACGAAAAGGCCUCUGAUUUCCACUCCAUUUUUUUGUUAAGAAAACAAAAAACCGGUUGUUGAAGUAAAUAUCUGUUCAUCCGUUGAAGAGUGGAGAAGCAAUAUGUGUCUACCUGGUGUGCGUCACGCUCACAUGCUACUAUAACUAAGCGGUGGAUUUAGGAGUUAGGGUUCUUGAAAUUUCUGCAUUUAAUACUCGCAUAAUCCUGAAUUCACUUGGGCUCCUUCUGGCAAAGAUUCACUUUUUUGAAUCACAUGGAAGCUUACAAGAGAUGGGUUCGGAGGAACAAAGACUACGUGCAUUCUCUGGAGUCUUUAAGUAAUGGUUUAACAUGGCUUCUACCGGAGCGGUUCUCCGAUUCAGAAAUUGGACCAGAAGCAGUUACAUCAAUAUUGGGCAUUAUAACCACCAUCAACGACCAUAUAGUCGAGACAGCUCCGAGCCAUACACAAUCAAGGCAUGUAGAAGAGCCUUCUUCUUUCCCAUUCGCAUUGUGCAUAACUUUACUUAAGGACUUGGAAACUCUAGUUGAAGUUGCAGCACAACAAUAUUAUGGUGAAGAACACAAAUGGAGCUUCAUGGCCAUUACAGAAGCAAUCAAGGUAUUGCUUAGGCUGGCAAUUCUGCAAAAGAGCGGGUAUAAAAUGCUUUUGCAUGGCGGGGAGACUAUAAACGACCAGAGCGAGUCUGAUGGUCUUGACUCACAGAGAAAUGCGCUAUCAUCGAAGCCUGGACCACAAGGGGUUUCAACCAUUCUGAAAAAUCAUCAAGGACAGCCUCCAUGGAAUCUUGAGGGAAGGGCGUUGUCUGCCUUAAAUAGAUUCGGUGAAAAUGCCCGUACAGUUUCUGAGCCCACAUGGUUACGCAGGGUUCAGCACCACCAGGCAGUCAUGGAGCCUUCAACGCCAGUGGCUGAGACGCCUAGUCUCUCUUCUUUCUUGUCUGAGAAGGGUAUGCCCGGGGGCUUAUUUCUGACGGGUGAGGUGAUGUUUAUCUUAAGACCGCUCAUAUAUGUAGUGCUUAUUAGAAAAUAUGGGGUGCGAUCAUGGUUUCCCUGGCUUACUUCUUUGGGCGUGGACCUCGUUGGAAGUGGAAUUAUUUCAUUAGUCACAACAUUGUGGCACAACAGCAAUGAUUUUCGCUUCUCCAACAAUGAGAAGAAUGAGUUAAAAAGGCGGAAAUUGCUGUGGGCGCUAUACCUCAUGAGAGAUCCAUUUUUCACCAAGCAUACUCGGCAAAGACUUGAUGGCGCUCAAAAGCUAUUAGAACCCGUCCCCAUUGUCGGGCUUCUAACUGAGAAACUUAUUGAACUCCUCGUUGGAGCCCAGACGCGGUACACCUACAUGUCUGGUUCAUGACAGAAAUCCUCGACGAGCUCUUCCUGUGUCUUCUUCAAUGGUGAAGUUUCUGCAGGGUAAUACUUGAAAUCAUGUUGUAACACCAAGCAUCUCAUAAUAAAUUAGAAAAACAUAGUCAUCUCAUGUAUGUUAGAUAUGUGAUAGUAGUAGUUACAUCCAUUUUCUCUGUUUUUUUUUUUUUUUUUUGUCACCAAACUCUGAAAUGCAUUUGUAGCUUAUGCUUCCAUAUCUAUAAAUAGCUAUUUGUGUUCUCUC
This is a messenger RNA of Salvia miltiorrhiza (redroot sage), 1629 nucleotides long. RefSeq names its product peroxisome biogenesis protein 16. Lineage: Eukaryota; Viridiplantae; Streptophyta; Magnoliopsida; Lamiales; Lamiaceae. The transcript is spliced from 9 exons. Bases 271 to 1374 code for a protein of 367 amino acids. Gene Ontology annotation, biological process: peroxisome organization. The record is from RefSeq and is a predicted model, not a curated record. Gene Ontology annotation, cellular component: peroxisomal membrane.